CUGCUCUUUAAUAAAACGCGAUGGCAAGUCCCAUCAAAAUUGAGAAGAAUUGGCAAAAAAACAUCGCUCACAAUGGCCGAGGCCGUAGGGCUUGCCGCGAGCAUCAUCGCCAUCGUCGAACUCUCCGCCAAAGUCGGGAAACUCUGCGUCCAGUACUCAACGGCUGCUGGAAAUGCCAGGGCUGACAUUACCCGACUUCAGAAUCGGCUGAAGGACCUGAACGUAUGCCUCGAAGCGGCCCAGCGACUCCUCGAUGAUCCGAAGAAUACGAAGCUUGCGACAUCGCGGUCGCUAGUUGAUUCGUUGAAUGCAUGCGAAACAGAACUAGCAGAAGUCCAGGAUAGACUCCACCCUGGGAGAGCGCGGAAGGCCAUGCGUCGAUUUGGUCUACGCGCGCUUAAGUGGCCGUUCGACAGCAAGGAAAUCAGUACGGUCGUAUCAAAUCUUGAGCACUACAAGCAGACAAUUACGCUGUGUCUGCAAGUCGAUCAAACAACAAUUCUCCUCGACAUGUCGCAAAGGGUCGAGGGUUUGUCGCUUCAACAGCAGGGAGAAACCGGGAUUGCUCGUGCGCCCUGCUUCAAUGUCCCCUUCGAUCGAGAUAACGACUUUGUGGCACGUCCAGAUAUGACGGCGUGGCUCAGAGACAAGUACAGCAGCUCUACUGGCCGCAUGGCCCUUGUAGGCAUGGGAGGGUUUGGUAAAUCACAAGUUGCAAUUAAUUUUGCCUAUUCUAUCAACGACGAGGCUUCUGAUGUCAAUAUAUUCUGGGUCCAUGCAAGUUCAAAACCGAGAUUCGAAGAAGCCUACCGCACUAUAGCAGAGAGGAUGAAACUACCCAAGCGAGACGAGCCAAGCACGGACAUCCUUGCUCUUGUUCGCGACUGGCUACAGAACGAUGAAUCUGGUCCUUGGCUGAUGAUUCUCGACAAUGCCGAUGACAUUAAUCUCUUCUAUCCCAAAGGCACAGACGAGCGGUCGUUGGCAUCGUUCCUACCCAAGCGCUACAAUGGCACCAUCCUGGUCACGUCUCGCAGCCUCGAUGUUGCGGAAAGGCUGAUUGGCAGUCACAAGAACAUCUUCCAAGUGUCUACCAUGGACGAGGCUCAAGGCCUUCAUCUUAUCACAAACAAACUCACAGGUGAAUUCGAGCAUGACGCUGCUGUUGAGCUCCUUCAGGCUUUGGAUUACAUCCCCCUCGCUAUCACCCAAGCCGCAGCCUACAUCAACCGACGCUCACCCCGUGAAUCUGUUGAAAGCUACUUGGAAGCAUUCCAAGAAAGCGAUCAGAAGAAAAACAGCCUGCUUGAAGUGGAUCUUGGUGAUCUUCGCAGAGACGAGACUGUUUCCAACUCUGUGAUUACCACUUGGCAAGUUACAUUCGAGAAGAUCCGUCACGAAAGGCCGUCGGCAGCCAAUCUUUUAUCAUUCAUGAGCCUUUUUGAUCACAAGGGAAUCCCAGAGUUUGCACUUCAUUACUACAACGGCGAGCCUGCGGAUUCGAAAGACAAGGUUGAUGAUUUUGAAGAUGAUCUAGACGUGCUUCGCAGCUAUUCCCUUGUCUCCGUAACGGCAGUUCGCGACGUCUUUGAGUUACACGCUACCGUGCAGACAUGCACCAGAGCCUGGAUCUCGUCUUCGGACACUUUGCCAAAGUUGAAGCGACUGUUCUUGAUCUCAAUGUGUCGCAAUUUCGAUGCUAAUGACUUUAAAUACAGGUCUACAUGCCAGAUACUACUACCUCACCUAGACCUUGUGAUUAGGGAAAAACCAGAAGAGAAAGACUUGGAGUUAUGGGGAAACUUGCUCAACCACUUAGCAAGAUAUUUCAUCUGGUUUGUCUGGGGGGGGGGGGGGGAACAUUAUACCAUGCGGGUCUCCCUAUGGGGACUAGCUUCGGCCUACAGACGACAAGGAAGGUUUAAAGAAGCGGAAAAUGCUCUCUUGCAGAUCGUGGACAUUGAAAAGAGAAACCUAGGAGAGGAGCACCCAGAGACGCUUGUGUCGAUGAAUAAUCUGGCAAUCACGUAUCUCCGUCAGCGUCGAUAUGAUGAGGCCGAAGAACUUCUCGUUAGGUUAAUAACAAUCAGAAAGAGCACCCUGGGAGACAGAUCUCCAGAGAUCCUAAGCUUGACAAAUAAUCUGGUAUCCCUAUAUUCAAGGCAAGGCCAUUACGAGAAGGCAGAAAAGAUGGCCAUAGAGUUGCUAGAAGCAUCAAGGAUAGAGAUGGGUCUAGACGACCCAGAUACCCUGGUGAGGAUGAACAACCUAGCUUGGAUAUACUGGAAACGAGGGCGACUUGAUGAGGCCCAUGAGCUCCAAAAACAAGCCUUAGCUGAGAAGACGAAGGUGUUAGGGAAAGAUCACCCUGGAACAAUAGGCGCAUUGGCCCUUGGGGCUAGUAUCAUGAAGGACAUGGGACAUCGCGCAGAAGCUCUGUCGCUACAACAAGCUUGCGUGGAUGGUUACAGAGAAUCACUUGGCCCUGAACAUCCAAAGACAGUGUCUGCAGUGCAGGUUCUUGCGUGGUGGGAGGCGGAGACUGGCCUAUCAGAACAGUAAUUUGUAUGAGAACCAAUGGAGAUCCAAGCGCAAAGAGCACGAACUAGCUUAAUACCUUAGAGUCUGAUUGAUGCUGGCAAUCAG
Messenger RNA from Fusarium oxysporum Fo47, 2646 nucleotides. RefSeq lists its product as uncharacterized. Bases 73 to 2562 code for a protein of 829 amino acids. The record is from RefSeq and is a predicted model, not a curated record. Gene Ontology annotation, molecular function: ADP binding; protein binding. The transcript is spliced from 4 exons. Lineage: Eukaryota; Fungi; Ascomycota; Sordariomycetes; Hypocreales; Nectriaceae.